Molecule: messenger RNA, 435 nt
Organism: Oncorhynchus nerka (sockeye salmon)
Lineage: Eukaryota; Metazoa; Chordata; Actinopteri; Salmoniformes; Salmonidae
Product: reprimo-like protein
Exons: 2
Coding region: 1-435 (144 amino acids)
Source: RefSeq, a predicted model, not a curated record
AUGUCCAAGGGGACCCGCCUGAGAGGUUUUAGCCGUGAGUGUGUGUCUGUGGAACCGCGUGCGCCCAUAUCUGCCAAGCGCUGUCAGAUUGACAUCCACGGAGACAUGAACAGCUCCUUCUUCGACCAAGCCCAGGGCGUACUAUUCAACAGGAGCCAAGUCCUCGCUGGUACUCUGGCGAACUGCUGCAACGCGACCGAAGUGGCAACCAGUGACGGCGGCUCGCUGGCGCUACCUCCGGACGAGCGGAAACUCUUCAUCAGUCGCGUCGUACAGAUCGCCGUCCUGUGCGUACUGUCGCUCACCGUCAUGUUUGGUAUCUUUUUCCUCGGCUGCAACCUCAUGAUCAAAUCAGAGAGUAUGAUUAACUUUAUGGUGAAGGACCGGAGACCUUCCAAAGACGUAGAGGCGCCGGGGAUGAUAGGACUCAGGUAG